Messenger RNA from Nerophis lumbriciformis (worm pipefish), 1077 nucleotides. The record is from RefSeq and is a predicted model, not a curated record. NCBI's taxonomy places the organism in Eukaryota, Metazoa, Chordata, Actinopteri, Syngnathiformes, Syngnathidae.
AUGUCGGAUUUCUCGUUAACAGACGCAUUAGGUGACAGUACACCGAGCCAGGCCAAACCGCAAGGGAACACCAACCCGUCGGCACCAGCAAACAACCCGGGAUGGCCCUCGUCAGCUCCUGGCGCUCCUGCUCAGCCCUCGGCGCCCCCGCCAGGCCAGUUCCCCUUCUCCUCUGGCCCCGGCGCACCGGGCCACUACCCGGGGCCCCCUUCGGCACCGGGUGGAUUCCCGUCCGCUCCUGGGAUGCCUGGACAAUAUCCUCCGGCGCCAGGGGCCCCGGGGCAGUACCCCGCCAGCCCUGGGGCGCCUGGCCAAUUCCCAGGGCACUAUCCGCCCGAAGGAGCACCGGGUCAGCUACCCGGUGGGCCUGUUCCUUACCCAGCUGGACCUUUCCCCUCUGGUCCCGGCGCUCCUCCCGGGCCUUAUCCAAACAUGCCUCUUCCAGGAACCUACCCACCUGGGGGUAACGGCAUGUACGGGCCAGGCGGUCCUGGCGGUUUCCCCCCUCCCGCUGGCCCAGGUGCCUUCCCGGCGUUCCCCCCAGGCGGUGGCUUUCCCCCUAUUCCCGCUGGCUCUUGGGGACCCGGCGGUGGUGGUUUCCCACCAGCACCGGGACCCUUCGGUCCUGGCUCAAUGGGUCCGUACGACAACCCUGCUGCUCCAGGAGGCAUGCUGAUGGUGCCAUACGAUCUUCCGCUCCAUGCUGGGCUGAUGCCGCGUCUCGUCAUCACCAUCGUCGGGGAGCCGGUUCCUGGAGCCAGCAGGUUCCACGUGGACUUCAUGAAAGGUUCAGAUGUGGUCUUUCACUUCAACCCUCGUUUCCACGAGCAGACCAUCGUUAGAAACUCCAGCAUCGGGGGCUGUUGGGGGCCUGAAGAAAGGGGUGGAGUUUUCCCCUUCGUCCAAGGCCAACGUUUCGAGCUUAAGAUCCUGGUGGAGGAGGACGUCUUUAAGGUGGCUGUGGACGGCAACCACCUGCUGGAGUACGACCACCGCGUGGGUGGCCUGGAGGACGUCACCCUGCUACGGGUGACGGGUGAUGUGGCACUGUACAGCGUGGCGCCCAACAUGAUCUGA